UCUGAACAGAUGUCAGCCAAGGAAGCCGGGCCAGCGCCAGAUCAAGUUGCUGCUGCCAGCUCUCGCGAGCUUUGUCAGUAAGAGUUGACUGAAAUGUCAGAGCUGGGCAAUUCACAGGCAGGGCGGCUGCUGCAUCCCGCCUUUCCCCGAAGUAUUCUAUGACUGCCACUUUGCAAACUUCGUCAUCCUUUUCUGCAGUGAUUCGGAAUAUUUAAACAAAGCCAAGAAAACAGCAUAGAUCAUCUUUCCAGUGCGCUGAGAAGGAGCCUGCACUACUCUGCACACCCAAAGAGAAGCAGCCCGGGGUCACAGGAAUCAACAUGCAGACCCAGCGCACCACCGUCGCACAGACCCACUUCCUCAUGUCCUUUCUACUGCUUGGCAUGCUUUUUGGGAAGUCACACGCUGAAGAAGACUUCAUAGUCACAACCAAGACGGGAAGAGUCCGGGGGCUGAGCCUGCCGGUUCUAGGUGGCACGGUGACUGCUUUUCUCGGAAUCCCCUACGCACAGCCUCCUCUUGGAAAGCUAAGAUUCAAAAAGCCACAACCCUUAAGCAAGUGGCCUGGCAUCCAUAAUGCCACCAAAUAUGCUAGCUCUUGUUAUCAGAUCAUAGAUCAAACCUUCCCAGGCUUCCAGGGGUCGGAAAUGUGGAAUCCGAACACAAACCUCAGCGAAGACUGCUUGUAUCUGAACGUUUGGGUUCCAGCACCUAAACCGAAAAAUGCCACUGUCAUGGUAUGGGUUUAUGGUGGUGGCUUUCAAACUGGGACUUCCUCUCUACCUGUUUAUGAUGGGAAGUUUCUAGCUCGGGUUGAAAGAGUUAUUGUAGUUUCAAUGAACUAUAGGCUAGGUGCCCUAGGAUUUCUAGCUUUACCUGGAAAUUCUGAGGCUCCAGGGAACAUGGGCUUAUUUGAUCAACAGUUGGCACUUCAGUGGGUCCAAAGGAACAUAGCUGCCUUUGGAGGGAAUCCUAAAAGUGUAACGCUUUUUGGUGAAAGUGCAGGAUCAGCAUCUGUGAGCUUACAUUUGCUUUGUCCCCAAAGCUACCCUCUGUUUACCAGAGCCAUUCUGCAAAGUGGAUCUUCUAACGCCCCCUGGGCAGUAAAGUCUCCAGAGGAAGCCAGAAACCGAACUUUGACCUUAGCUGAAUUUGCUGGCUGCUCAAAAGAGAAUGAGACUGAGAUGAUUAAAUGCCUUCAAAAUAAAGAUCCUGAGGAAAUUCUUCUGAACCAAAGGUUCGUUCUCCCCUCUGAUUCCCUCUUAUCGAUAAAUUUCGGUCCAACGGUGGAUGGUGAUUUUCUCACUGACAUGCCCCACACACUACUUCAACUCGGACAAGUGAAAAAAACUCAGAUCUUAGUAGGCGUUAACAAAGAUGAAGGCACAUCUUUUCUAGUGUAUGGUGCUCCUGGUUUCAGCAAAGACAAUGACAGUCUCAUCACUCGGAGAGAGUUUCAAGAAGGUUUAAAUAUGUAUUUCCCAGGAGUGAGCAGCUUGGGAAAAGAAGCAAUCCUUUUCUACUAUGUGGACUGGUUAGGUGACCAGACACCGGAAGUCUACCGUGAGGCCUUGGAUGAUGUAAUUGGAGAUUACAACAUCAUAUGCCCCGCGUUGGAGUUUGCUAAGACAUUUUCAGACCUUGAAAAUAAUGCCUUUUUCUACUAUCUCGAACACCGAUCUUCCAAAAUUCCUUGGCCUGAAUGGAUGGGAGUUAUGCAUGGCUAUGAAAUCGAGCUUGUCUUUGGCUUACCACUGGAAAGAAGAGCUAAUUAUACCAGAGCUGAGGAAAUUUUGAGUCGAUCCAUGAUGAAAUUUUGGGCAAAUUUUGCAAAAUAUGGAGAUCCCAAUGGAACCCAGAGCAAUAGCACAAUGUGGCCUGUCUUCACAAGUACGGAACAAAAAUAUCUAACCUUGAACAUAGAGAAGCCAAGAAUAAACUCUAAGCUCCGUGCUCCUCAAUGCCAAUUUUGGAAACUAUUUUUUCCUAAAGUCUUGGAAAUGACAGGAAAUAUUGAUGAAACAGAACAAGAGUGGAAAGCAGGAUUGCAUCGUUGGAGCAAUUACAUGAUGGACUGGAGAAAUCAAUUUAACGAUUACACUAGCAAGAAAGAGAGUUGUAUGGGUCUCUAAUUAAUAGAUUCACCCUUUAUAGAAUGUCCAUUUUCCUGUAGAUGAAAGCAAAAAUACCAGUAGCUCUCUUUGCAUAUACCAAGAAUGCUAUUAUACAACCAAAGGAGAAAUGCCAGAGGAGAAUAUUGAUUCCUCACAUCUUUCACUCAGUAUUUUACCUAAUGUUUCAGAGCCGAGUCACUAGAAGUUGUUUUUAUUAAUUUUCAGAAUAUAAACUUUGAGAAUUAAUUAGGUCUAUAUUAAUACAACAUGCUACUUUGAUCUUACCUUCCUGAAUAAUAUUACUGUUUUUACCUAAAAGGUACAUACCCUGUUUUUAUUCACUCCUGUAUUAUCAGAAUCAUAUAUAUAAAAGUAUCUUAAAAAAUGGAAUCAGAUUUUGAAACACUGAUGUUACCAUUUAUAUUAGUUUUUCCUAUAAUUUAUUUACAAAUCUAGUGUUAAUAUGAAAUAGUAAAACAACUAAAAUUUGGCUAUUAAUAUAUAGAGAGCCAAGGGAGAAUAUAAAAAUAAGAGCCAUGGUAUCUGGGAAAGGUUACAGUGAAAUAAGAUAUGACUAGCACAAACUUUGGAAUUUUAUGUACUAUUGAAAAUCAAACCAAUUUGUUAUCGUGCAUAAGAAAACAUGUUUCAGGCAUCAUUUCCUGAAUAUGACUUUUCAUAUGAAACAGGUCCCAUCCAAGAAUUCCACAGCCAAAGAAAACACGGGACUCCUAAAAGAGAACCCUUUGCCUCCACACUGUGGUGUGGGGUGGACAGCAGAAAUCAGUGUAUAGCAAUUCUUGGAUGUUGUACCUUUAACAGAUUUACAAGUGAAACAAAUAAUUUUUUUAAAUUACUCAUGAAAUAAAUGUAAGUGAAUCUAAACUCUGCAUCACAUCAGUCCUCUCUAGGGUUAAUACAUGAAGAAUUGUUACUAUAGCAUUAAAUAAAGUCAUAUAGCUGUCACGUUAUUUAGGUGAAUAUUUUGGUUCAUGUCUCAAAAUAUGACAAAUAAUUAGUAAGUCUUCGAUUAUAAAAGAAUAAGUGUAGCUAAUCCAGGCAGUUUAGAACAUUAUUUUGAUCAAUUAUUUAUAUAUUGCAAAGUGUAAUUUUUAGUUGGUUAGUGUUCAAAUUUUGAUUUAUACAGACUAAAGCAGUAAGUCUCAUUUCUUUAAAAAAUAUCCUUGUUAUAUAUUCUAAUUUUUGAAAAAUAGUAUGCUGAAGAUUAUAAAGACGGGAUAAUUUAAAAAGUGAAGUAAUUAAAUUCUUGUCAAUCUGAUAAUGUCUUGGAUAAUUAUUAAGUGACACAAUUAUCCUAAUGCCUAAUAAGCAGGACAAUCUACACAUUGCUGAAGAAGACAACAAAAUCAAUAGUGAAAUUUCAUAGCCUGGUUGUCUAUACUGUGCUCAACAGCACCAGUCCUCUUUAUAAACUUGUUUGCAAAGGAUAGUAUGUAGAAUGAAAGUGGAUUUACCUAAAUGUACUGAAUGUAAAGCAUUAUUUACAAUCCUUCUACACUGCCAAAGAAUAAAGAGAAUUCCAUCAUCAGAUCUAAAAAUGCAUACAAAUAUGUAUUAGGGUUCUUUAAUGGGAGAGAUAAAAUGAAUACAUAUAUUAGAAAGGAAUUUAUUUGAGUGACUUAGGGGUUAUAUAUUAGUAGUUCAAUAAUGGCUGCCUCAUACUAGAGAGGCCUAGAAUAUAGAUGUUGUUCAAUACACAAGGCUGGAAGUCUCAGCAUUCCCAUUCAGGUGCUGGAAGCCUGGAGAAAUCCUACAGAGCUUCUGGCCCUGAGUCUACUUUGAAAUCCCAAAGAAGUAGGUUCUAAUAUUAGGGAAGGGAUGUCACAUCAACAGGAUAGAUGAACUUACUUUCAAGAAUUAGGCCACUCAGGUAAAAUGCAAAAUUUCUUUCUUCCAUGUCCUUUCAUAUGAGCUACUACCAUAAGGUGCAUCAUACAUUUAGGAUGGAUCUUCCAGUUUCAAAUUCCCUGAUCUAGAAAAUCAUUCAUAGGAAUGUCCUGAAGCUUGCAAAUCAGUUUGACUCCAGCUACCGUCAAAAUAACACCAAAAUUAGACAUUACAAACCCAUCCCUUGACAGCAUGACAUACAGCCACAUUUCCUUAAGUAAUGCUUGAUUUCCAAAUGAAAGCAAUAAUCAGGUCAUAAUUACACCUAACAUUCUAUAACUGUCCCAUGCACAACUAUAAAUGUAUUAUCUAUUUUAGAAUAGUUAGCAAAGUCCCUUGAAGAAUGCUUAGUCUUUUGUGUCUUUCAACUUAAAUAUGAUAACACAGAUUUACAACACUUAACCAAUGAUAUUAUCUCAAUUGAUGUUACAAUGCAUGAUAAAAAAAAUAGAGGGAAGAAAUUGCAAAUAUCUGUGUAUACAUGCAAACAUGUUCUUUGCAUAAUAAGACAGAAAUUCAUAUCAAUUACAAUGAUUUCUGCAACUGAAUAUUGGCCAAUAUUUAUAACUAUAUUUCUCUACUAUCUGUUUUUUUUAUUUCCUCCUCCCUUAUCAAGCAGCUUACCUUUAUGAGUUUCCUAGAAUCUAUGUCAAUUAAAAACAAGUAUCCAACAGGCUAUGCAAAUCUGAUUGUUUAUUUUUCCUCAAUGCAUAGUUACUCUAGUAAAAUGCCACAGGUCCUUCUAUAAAAGGGCAGGAGAAAGAUUAACAAGAAAACUCUUCAAUAUGCUAACACAAUCCUAAUUCAGGGGAUCCUGGCCUUCCCUUCAUUCAAGGAGCUCUAGGUUUUCUAGGGCUCAGGUCUAGAAAUUGACAUACAGAGACGCCUUAUUGCGACAAUACAAUUUAUCCUUUCUUGUAUUUGUUCUAGAGUUUUCCCGCUUCCAUAGAUGAAACAAACACUUAAUAGGCUUCUAUCUAUUUUGUUCCUGGAAGCAGCAUGUUUCAUUAGCCAGUACCAAAGGUUCCCAUGGGUCAGACCUUUACACUCAUUGCUUUGUGUGUGCUGCCCAUUCCAAUACCUAGUCUUGUCUUACCUUUGACAAUUCAGUGGUGCCACCUGAUCUCUGCAACUCAGAGGCUCAAUUAAACCCAUUAUGAUUAAUUUAUCCAUUGAGCAGCAGCAUCUUCAAUCCUAAGAUCUGACACAAGGAAAAGAGCAACGACAAAGCUGUUCAAACGUGCUGAUGCCUGCCUCAGCGUUUUCUGUGCUAUAUUUUCCAUGUCAGCCACUCACCUUUUUCUAUAGUGAAAGGCAUGUAUUCUUGACCUUAUUACAGUGAAGGAAGAGAUUUUACACGGGUUCUCUACUCCAACAUUCCAAAUCCUAGAGUCUUAUCAUCAACAAUAGGCCAAGAUACAGCCGGCAUAUCCAGAUCCCUCUAAGUAGAAUACCAUUUGAAAACUACAUCAGCCUACCAAUCAUAUAAACCUUUGGUACUCCUUUUUAACUAUGAAAACUUCCAUAUUAAACCCAGAAUCACCACAAAGAGGGUCUAUAUCAAUAAUCUUAGCCUGAUCCAGUUUUAUGUUCCUUCUACCACAAUCCCACACCCUUAAGAUCCAUUCUCAUGAGUAUUACCUUGACCUCUACUUGAAUGAACUGAAACGUUCAUUAAUUUUUUUUAAUAAUGUAGUGCCCCUCGCAGACCUCACUACUAGGGCCACUCUUAGUCUCCUUAAAGAUUACAGAUAACAAUUAGUAGGCACCAAGGGACAUCUGUAUUGUCUUACCUAGCAUUCCCUUUAAGGGAGGUAAUUUUGAGUUCUGUGUACAAUACAGGUUCAGUUCUCUCAGGCAACGAUGGAGAGAGCAAUACUAGGAGGGAUGCUUUUGGGGUGUAUGUUCUUAUAAGAGUGGGGAGACAACUUUCUCAGGUGAGAUAAUAUAGUGGUUUGAAUGAGAAUGCCCCCUUCCACCCAGGAUCAGCUAUUGAUGGUGUUGUUUGGGAGGUUUAAGGGGUACAACUUUGCUGGAGGAGGUGUGUCACUGUGGAUAGGAUUUGAGAUUAUAUAACCUCAUCAUACCUCUAGUUCACCCUUUCUGCUUUGUGCUUGUGUUUGAAGACCUAAGCUCUCAGUUUCCUGUUACAGCCACCAUGCCUGCUGCUUGCUACCAUGCUUCCCACUGGGGACUCUUAUCCCUCUGGAAUCAUAAGCCCAAAUAAAUGCUUCCUUCUAUAA
Peromyscus maniculatus bairdii (prairie deer mouse) is the source of this 6265-nucleotide messenger RNA. It is a transcript of the gene Bche, whose product is annotated as butyrylcholinesterase. The record is from RefSeq and is a predicted model, not a curated record. Gene Ontology annotation, biological process: choline metabolic process; acetylcholine catabolic process. NCBI's taxonomy places the organism in Eukaryota, Metazoa, Chordata, Mammalia, Rodentia, Cricetidae. Gene Ontology annotation, cellular component: plasma membrane. Gene Ontology annotation, molecular function: acetylcholinesterase activity.